AUGCGAGUGCAUGUGCUAAAUAUACUCUAUGGUGAGAACUAUUCUGCAGUAAUUCAGUGCGUGGAUGAAAAAACAAAUGCCUCUGUGAAUCUGCAGGUUGUAGAGAUUGUGAAUGAGCUGGUGGCCACCCCAACAUCAGAGCGCGCCGUUGUAAUGAACAGGCUUGAGGAGAAGGUUUUGCACACGUAUAAGGACAGUCUGGUUCCAAUAAAUGGCGACAAGCUGUGCCAGUGGGAAAAGCGUACAGUGUGCUAUGACAGCAGACAUCCAGAAAACAACGGGAAGGAGGGAGCUCGGCUUAUAUUCCAUCUUCCCUAUGAGAAGGCCCGAAGUGUCAACAGCCUGGAGUACUCUGCAGAUGUUUCAAGAGAAUUUGGAAGCCCAAUAGAGGCUCUUAUCCUUCUUAAAAAGAUAAAGGGGCCUUCCUUAGUGCAAAUUGAUAAGGUUGAAAAUGGAGCUGUGCGAAUGUGUGAUAUCAACAUAGUUUCCUAUGGCAUGCCUUCUGUCCGCAUAGCCUAUCUUUACUUCCUGCAAAGGAAUCUCUUUGAGACUGUCUCUAUUUAUGUAUGCAACUCUGCAGAGGAGAAGUCUAGCACUCAGUCUGACGCAGGUGCCUAUGAUAAUGCAGAUGAGCCCCCGUGUGUGAAGAAGCAGAAGAUUGAAACUACUGAAAACAGCAUGUUUGUCUCCUGUGCGGACUCUCCUGGCUUGCAUGGAUACUGGACCUUUACUACACUAGAGAGUCCACACUCGCCGAGUGAGUUUUUGUUGGGAAAUAUAUCUAAGCUCAAUGAUGCAGAUUCUGUUAUUUCCAGGGUUAGCAGCUAUCUUAACGACAUGCAGGCAAGCGUAGUAGUUUGCUACAACGCAGACACAGAUGUUGUCAGAGAGAAGCUGACUGGCCAAACUAGCAUGCAUGAUGCUUUGUCUGCUGCACAUACCAGCAGCAGCACUGUCAGCCUUAUAUGCGAUCUUCCCCGAUACAUGGAGUCUGUGUGCCGGCUUACUGAGUAUAAUCUAGAAGAGAUGAGUAAAAGCUAUGGCCUUGUACAUGCAGAUAUUCCUGUUCUUGGCAGCGCAUCCUCCCUUUCUGAGGCAUAUGCAUCUAUCCAGAAUGGAUACCUAUCGGACAGUGCCCGCGUUCUUUUGGACAUAGCCCGAAUUUCAGCCGCAGAAAUGCACAUGAUCUUUAAAAAAGGAAGUCUGCUGCCUCUAGCAGAGAAAUUAUCCUAUAUCACAGGAGCACUUCUUAACUCGAUCUUCCAUGGGUUUAAAUCAGACAGAGUUGAGUACCUACUUCUUCACCGAAUGCGAGACAACCAGUAUCUUAUUCCUAAAAAACUGCUUGCUGGCAAAGUUGACUCAAAGGACACCUAUGAAGGAGGGUAUGUCUUUCUUGAAAAGCCUGGGAUGUACUCUGAUACAUACAUCUCUCUUUUUGACUUUAACUCUCUGUAUCCUUCGAUUAUCCAGGAGUACAAUGUGUGUUUCAGCACUUCGCAUGAUCUUUCAAUGGACAGCAAGAAUGUAUCCAGGCCGUCUCUUCUUCCUGGCGCGCUUAGAGACCUUGUGGCGCAGAGAACUGAAAUUAAAAAGCAGAUGAAGGCAGGCAAGGGGGACGUUCUUCUUCUGGAGAUUGAACAAAGGGCUGUAAAGCUAGUUGCUAACUGCAUAUAUGGGUGUCUUGGGUUUAAGGGGUUUAGGUUCUAUAAUAAAGCAAUGGCUGCGUUUAUUACUGAGUGCGGCAGAUCCAUUUUGAAAGACACAAAAACCACGCUUGAGUCAAAUGGAUAUCGCGUGAUAUACGGGGAUACAGACUCUGUUAUGGUUGACACUGGCAUAGGCACUUCUAGCGCCCCUCCGUCUAAUAAGCUCCUUGAUGAGAUUUCUGACUCAAUUAGCUGCAAGUACCGAACCAUAAAGCUUGGGUUUGAAAAGACCUUCUUGAAGCUUGUUAUGAUGGCAAAGAAGAAAUACUUUGGAGUAGUACACUCCAAUGGCGCCAAUGAGAUUGAGGAAAAAGGGCUUGAGACUGGGCGGCGAGACUGGUGUGAGAUGGCACAGGAGGGGAUUUCUGCUGUUAUCCGGGUUCUUCUGUACUCCACUGCGCCAGAAGAAGAAAUACUUUUGCUGCUAGCUAAGCUUAAAGAGAAAAUUCAAACCCACAACAAAGAAAGCUUUUUGAUCCGUAAAAAAAUACAAAAGGCGCCUGAAAGCUACAAUGCGGUCCAAGGAACUUCUCUUCAGCAGGUUUCUCUUGCGCUUCGUUUGCAGAAGGAGCGGAAUUUUACAUUCCAGGCUGGUGAUAUUAUUUCUUUUGUUAUGGCGCUGCACAAUGGGGUUUCUCGCGCAGAGCUAGUCUCAGAGUGCGGGGAAAUCCACUAUGACUAUUAUAUGAAAAUGCAGGUGUUCCCUCCUAUCCAGAGAAUGCUUGAAUAUUUCCCCUCUAUCUCUAUUGAGAGCAUCCAAAAGCUACUGGGCCUUUACGUCUCACACAGCAGGCCAGCACAGAAGUCUGAGCCUAGUGACAUGCCUGCAGAUAUCAAAGAGGCCCUUGCUGUGGUGUCUCCUUGCUGCAGCCAAAGCCAAGACAUUGGCAUGCACUGCACAGCGUGUGCUCAGCCUUUUGCGCCAAUGCACAUGAAAAAGCUGAUAAGAAGGGUUCUAUAUAAACAAAGCGCAAAGCUCCACAAAGUCAAGAAAACCUGUUUUAAGUGCAAUCAAUCUGAGGAAUACAGUCCUAUUUGCCUGCGGUGUCAUCUUCCAAUAGAGUGGGAUGCUUCUAACACAGAGCACUUCCAUGAGUUUUUAUAUAAGCUACAGAAUAUUUUUUACUGCACGCCUUAUAAAAAGUACAUCACAGACCUUCUAGCUCUCUCAAGCUAUCUAACAAUUGAUAUUAGUAAGUUCCCACUAAACAAGUUCUCCGAUAAUUUAUACAUUCCCUCAAUGGUUAAUAGAAGAGACAUAUUGGAUAGGCUAUUUUUGUAG
Molecule: messenger RNA, 2991 nt
Organism: Nematocida ausubeli
Lineage: Eukaryota; Fungi; Microsporidia
Exons: 1
Coding region: 1-2991 (996 amino acids)
Biological process (GO): lagging strand elongation; leading strand elongation; mitotic DNA replication initiation
Cellular component (GO): alpha DNA polymerase:primase complex
Molecular function (GO): purine nucleotide binding; chromatin binding; single-stranded DNA binding
Source: RefSeq, a predicted model, not a curated record